Molecule: messenger RNA, 1757 nt
Organism: Sinocyclocheilus grahami
Lineage: Eukaryota; Metazoa; Chordata; Actinopteri; Cypriniformes; Cyprinidae
Gene: pnpla4
Product: patatin-like phospholipase domain containing 4
Exons: 6
Coding region: 4-765 (253 amino acids)
Biological process (GO): lipid homeostasis; triglyceride catabolic process
Cellular component (GO): cytoplasm; membrane; lipid droplet
Molecular function (GO): retinyl-palmitate esterase activity; triacylglycerol lipase activity
Source: RefSeq, a predicted model, not a curated record
GGUAUGACGGUGGUGAAUUUAUCAUUUGCUGCGGCUGGGUUUUUAGGAGCAUAUCAUCUGGGAGUAACAGAGGCGUUACUGAGACAUGGAGAUAAGCUGCUGUCCUCUUUAAAAGCCUGUGCUGGAGCUUCAGCUGGUGCUUUAGUGGCCACUGUGAUUAUCACUGCUCCUGAUAAACUACAGCAUUGUAAGGAAUUCACCUACAGCUUUGCCAGUAAUGUAAGGAGUCAGAGGUUUGGAGCUGUGACGCCAGGAUAUGACUUCAUGCUUGAACUGAGGGAGGGUAUCGAAGAGAUUCUCCCGCCUAAUGCCCACCAGUUAGCCAAUGAACGCCUCCAUGUUUCAAUAACACACUCAAAGACGCGCAAGAACAGCAUGGUGUCCAGCUUCACCUCAAGGGAAGAUCUCAUUAAGGUGCUCUUGGCCAGCUGCUUCGUGCCUGUCUAUGCUGGAGUGAAGCCAGUGGAGUUCCAAGGGCAGAAAUGGAUAGAUGGGGGAUUCACAGACAGUCUUCCUAUUCUUCCUGUGGGACGCACAAUCACAGUGUCACCAUUUAGCGGCCCUCAGGAUAUUUCCCCGGCUCAUAAAGGCAUAAGUAAUCUUCAUCUCAGACUGGCCAACAUGAGCGUUAUGUUCUCCAAAGACAACAUCACACGGCUGAACCAGGCUCUGUUUCCUCCCUCAUUAACCAGACUCAAAGCACUGGAACAGGAGGGAUACCAGGAUGCUGUUGACUUUUUAAAGAAAGAAAGAUGGAUGCAGUAGCUGAUUUUCUCAUUUUUAGCUAUUUCAACACCACCUUGAAUAUCUAAAAUGUGACACAUUGACACCACUUUCCUCUGUGGCAUGCAGUAUUUGCUGUUUAGUGUAACAAUCAUACUUUGAUUCGCUGUCUACUUUUAUUCUCCAGAUAUAAAAGCACAGUAAAAUGCAUCAUGUAUUUUGGGAGACUGGAUGAUAGUGUCAUAAACAGUCACUUUCUAUUGCACAGCUUUAAAGUAACUCCUGUUCUCGGGGCACUUACAAAACACAGUGUUCCUUGCGAAUGACUAAAUCGAGUCUUUAAAUAUUUUUAAAACUCCUUUUGUUGGAAUCUGUUUAUAAUGGUCUUUAAACCUCAGUCAGUCCCAAGAACAACAACUCACCUUUUGCUAACAUUUGCUGCACAUAUCAAUGCAAGGUUUCUGUAGGUCCUUGAGGACAACCAUAGAGAACAAGCCUUUGAAGUAAAGCCACAGGAGAGGCCGUUUGAACUCCACGAGUCUCCUCACCUCACAGAACAAUUGCUUUACCUGCACUUGAUUCCACGAGAGAGUUAUGAUCAUUUUUCUGUCUGUGAGAAUAACAUCUCCCUGGGGAAGGUUUGAGGAUUAGCAAAGGCUUGUGGGUAUUUGUUAUGUGGUGGCGUAGAGAGAAACAGCUGAUGCACACACCCAACUGCAAGUUAUCCAAUCAUAUGGAAUAAAUUGUACAAUUUUGCAAUCAAGUAGCAAUUUUAUUGGUUUAGAGCAGUUAGAGUUGUCAAAAGAUAAAGGGAUAGUAAGAAUUGCUUAUGUGAAAAUACAUCAAUUGUAAUUGGUCUUCAUUAGAAGGAAGAGGAAUGUUAUAAACUGAGCAACAUUAGCUUAAUAAAGAUGGAUUGUUUAGCACGUCGCUCGGCGGCAGCAUGGGACAUUUACAUCCGUCUUUAAAUGAUGCACACAUUCAUAUGUGCUGGGUUGAUCUAUGAACAGCAGGUUGAAUCUAACGGAAGUUAU